UUGUCGGAUUAAUAAUUUAUACUCCGUAUAAUCAAACCGCCAGGCCAAGGCUGUCGAUAAUCCGGGAAGGAAAUGGCGGCGGAGGAGGAAGAGAGAGCAGUAUUGGAAAGGGAGCUGGAGCUUCAAUUGGAAGAGCAGAGAGACGCCCUCCACUCUCUCGCUCAAGCCCUUUCCUCUGAUCCUUCAAAUCCCGAACUCCUUGAGGUACAUGAGGAGCUUGUUCAGUCUAUAAAAGAUGCUGAGGAAGGUCUCCUCCACCUAAAACGAGCCAGGUUGUUGCUAGAGGUUGAUGCUAUACAUUGUCCGAAGAAAGAACCUGCUAAUAUUGAGGUGGAGCCUCUUGAUCCAAAAGAGGUUAAAGCAGAACCACUAGUGGAUGAAGAGUAUUCUGUUGGAUCAAAAUGUAGAUUCCGCAACAAUGACGGAAGGUGGUAUAAUGGCCUAGUCGUGGGGUUGGAGGGUUCUCGUUCUGCAAAAAUUUGUUUCCUUACUCCAACAUCUGAAAACAUGGUGAUGUGCAAGUUCUUUCUACAGCAGCGAUGUCGAUUUGGUAGUAGUUGCCGCUUAUCACACGGUAUCAACAUUCCAAUAUCCUCAUUAAAGAAGUAUAUCCCUAUGAAAUGGGAUCCAUCACUUGCGGGUUCCAGUAUCUGGGCUCUCUCUGAUAGCAAAGUUGGCCUUUGGAAAGAAGCUGAACUUGAGUCUUGGGAUGAAAAGCUUAAUUUGGGUCACGUUGUUUUCCGUGAUGAUGGAAGUUCUGCUAUGCUUGGAGCUGAAAAUAUUGAACUGUCCGAACAUGCAGAGGCUAGUGAUGAAGAAGAGAGUUACUCAGGUUCCAAAGAAUCUGAUUCUAGUGACUAUGAAGAUGAUAGUUCACAAGGGUUAGGAUUUGUUGAAAGCACGGCCCUGCAGCAUGGGGUCCAGACAGAAACGACACUGUUUACGAAGUGGGAGAAUCACACACGCGGGAUAGCUUCCAGGAUGAUGGCAAACAUGGGUUACCGUGAAGGGAUGGGCUUAGGCGCAUCUGGACAGGGAAUGGUGGAUCCUAUUCCUGUAAAAGUUCUCCCACGAAAACUGUCUCUUGACCAUGCUGUUGGAAGCCAUGAAGCUGAGAAUGAAGACAACAAGGUUAAGAAAAGAAGUAGAGGUGGUAAGAGGAAACGCGAGAAGAAAUUUGCAGCAGCAGCUCGGGCUGCAAAAGAAGAAGAGGAAUCAAGACCAGAUGUGUUUACUCUUAUCAAUAAUCAGCUUGCAGUGCAUGGAGAAACCAUGAAUAAUAGCGCAGUAAAGAGGCAGCAAAGUAAGACGAACAGGGAAGAGAAGAAAGAAGAUAGGAGGGCUCUGGUUGCAUAUGAUGAUGAGAUAAAAGAGUUGAGGAUACGAGCUCAGAAACUGGAAGAAAUGAUGCAGCGGAACAGGAAUGAGAAACUGGUUUAUGAAGCUGCUAUGAGGAAGCUAAAUGAAACUCGAAAAGCUAUAGCCAGUGCUGAAGCUGCUCAUGCUUCUGCAUCUAAUGCAGUUCAUAGCAAGGAAAAAGAAAAGAGAUGGCUGAAAUUUUAGAGUAAAGCUCAAAACAUAUCUUGUAUAACCUGAAUGAUUUCAAGGUCUUUCUAUUUAGUAUGAUGGUUCGUAUGAAUCAUAAUUCUUUUAAUGUUAUUUCUUCUCUUUUUAUUUA
This is a messenger RNA of Nicotiana tabacum (common tobacco), 1678 nucleotides long. RefSeq names its product zinc finger CCCH domain-containing protein 18. The record is from RefSeq and is a predicted model, not a curated record. NCBI's taxonomy places the organism in Eukaryota, Viridiplantae, Streptophyta, Magnoliopsida, Solanales, Solanaceae. Gene Ontology annotation, molecular function: metal ion binding; nucleic acid binding.